Nicrophorus vespilloides is the source of this 1398-nucleotide messenger RNA. Its product is annotated as zinc finger protein OZF-like. The record is from RefSeq and is a predicted model, not a curated record. The transcript has 3 exons. Gene Ontology annotation, biological process: regulation of transcription by RNA polymerase II. Gene Ontology annotation, molecular function: DNA-binding transcription factor activity, RNA polymerase II-specific; sequence-specific DNA binding. Bases 90 to 1307 code for a protein of 405 amino acids. Gene Ontology annotation, cellular component: nucleus. Lineage: Eukaryota; Metazoa; Arthropoda; Insecta; Coleoptera; Silphidae.
GUCAUAUAGAGAAAUGCAAAGGCGAUAGAGUUCACAUUUGUGAUAUUUGUAAUAAAGCCUUCAAUAGAGCAGACAGUUUAGAGGUUCACAUGGAAAUGCAUGAAAAUACAUCUCCAGUCUACCCAACACUGGAAAAUUUAGAUAACAUUGAUGACCAUUACAUAGAAAUUAGUCACGAAGAUUCUAGUACCUCUUUUGACUUUGAAUAUAUUGAUAAUUCGGAUAAUACUGAUAAUAUUGAGAGUGUUGAAUACAAUGCCUUUGAUACUUCUGUUGAGAUGGACUCGAAGAUCAAUAUUAUAACAGAAUUGAAUGAAGAAGUCAAACCUGAAUUAUCUACUGUAGAUGAAGAAGAUUCUCAAACUGAAGAAGAAAUUAAAAUCUUAUCGGAACCUUUCAUCGAUUUUAUAGACAAUCAGGAAAAUAGCGAUGGCGAUGAUUCAGAGUACGAACCUACAAAACAAGUGAAAAGGGGUAGAGGUAGGCCAAAGAAAAAUUCGAAUGCUUCACAGAAAACUGCUGGUCGGAGAGGAAGACGGUCUACAAAAAAAGCGAAGACAGUUGUUAAAGAUGAAGAAUUUGAAGACUAUGAUGGUGAAUUUACAUGUCCGAUAUGCAACGAAACGUUUACUUCGUUCAAACAGUACGAGAAACACACCCUUGAACAUGAAGGAGCAAAACUAUUUGAAUGUCAAACGUGCAAAAAGACUUUCUCGCGAUCAACACAUCUGAGACGACACGAAGUGACUCACACUGACGUGAAACCUUAUAUAUGUGAUAAGUGUCCGAAGACAUUUGUGAGAAAAGAUCAUCUUGCAAAGCAUUUGAAAAUACAUGAAAAUAGUCAAGAUAUUGAAUGCGAUGAUUGCAAUAAGUUUUUCGCUUCUGAAGAACAAAUUGCCAAACAUAGAGCUGCUAAGCAUGGAGGUGAACGUGUGAUGAACGAGAAAAAAUAUAAAUGUUCCGUUUGCGAUAAAGGUUUUACCACUGAAAAGUACAGGGAUGUACACAUGAAAAUUCAUAAUGGAAAGAAGAUCUAUCAAUGUAAAAUUUGCGACAAAACCUUUUUAUCCAAAUCCCAUUUAACAGAGCACAUGAAAUUCCAUAAUGAGAAUUCAAAAAAAUUCCUGUGCUCGGAAUGCGGACAAAGGUUUAUAAGAAAUGAUUAUUUGGUUAUACAUAUGAGGAGGCACAGGGGAGAAAAGCCUUUCAAAUGCAAAUACUGUGGAAAAGGUUUUCCGAGAACUACAGAUCUUACAGUGCAUGAGAGAUACCAUACAGGGCUUAUAAUCUUACGGUUCAUAUGAGAACCCACACUGGCGAAAAACCAUAUCAGUGCACUUAUUGUGAUGCUGCUUUUGCACAGGGCAAUGACUUGAAAGCCCACGUACGACGACA